AUGCCACCAAAAGUGUCUCCUAAUAAGCCUUUAGGUGAACGCCUGCUUCCUCUUGUCAAAAACACUCAAUUCUUUUGGUUUUUGGGACAGUUUGCUGUCGUCUUGUUUAGCACUAUUUAUACGUUGCAAGUGGUUCCCUUCCGUCAAGGUUCAUCAUGCAUUUUCAGGACUGGCAUCGCAGGAGCCGUCUUGGCAUACUCCAUUGUCCUUUACAAGGUUUAUGGCUCUAGCAUCCUUUCUCGUUCCUCUUGGAACACCCCAUUUGUACGCCGUAUAAUGACUGAUGAUAAUGUCUUGUACUUUGGUUUGGCUUUAUCCUUGUUUAUGAACCGCCCUGUCUUAUUUGCACUUACACCCUAUGCUAUUUAUGCCACGUUCCAUAUCUCCACCUACAUGCGCAGCAACCUUUUGCCGGCUGUUUCUCCCUCUGUCACAAGCGGCACCGAACCCAAGAAUUAUUUCUAUAAAUUUUCCCAAUUGCUCAACAAGUACACUCGUACUCAAUUCCAACCAGCUAUGAAGCUUGUAGCCAACAUUGAAGCCUUCCUCUUCUUCCGUUACUUCUUUGGCUUCUUCCUACGCUUGAAUACCUUUUCCCAAUUCAUUUUCUAUGCCUUCUUCCUUCGUAUGCGUUACAACAGCAGCCACUUUACUCGUGCAUCCUUCCGAGAGAUUGGCCUUCGUAUGGACCGUGCUGUCGCCGACCACCGCGUUCCUCCUCAAGCAAGAAACGCAUGGGCCCAGACAAAGCACUUCCUUUCUAGAUUCGGCAAUGUACCUGUUGCUCAAUCUCCUACUUCCAGUGCUCGUCCUACCUCUGCGUCCACUUAA
Molecule: messenger RNA, 831 nt
Organism: Schizosaccharomyces osmophilus
Lineage: Eukaryota; Fungi; Ascomycota; Schizosaccharomycetes; Schizosaccharomycetales; Schizosaccharomycetaceae
Gene: tts1
Product: tetra spanning protein 1, Tts1
Exons: 2
Coding region: 1-831 (276 amino acids)
Biological process (GO): membrane organization; endoplasmic reticulum tubular network organization
Cellular component (GO): endoplasmic reticulum; membrane
Source: RefSeq, a predicted model, not a curated record